Molecule: messenger RNA, 1911 nt
Organism: Mesocestoides corti
Lineage: Eukaryota; Metazoa; Platyhelminthes; Cestoda; Cyclophyllidea; Mesocestoididae
Source: the annotation of a GenBank genome assembly
AUGUACAGUCGUCUUGUCCAUUUGACUACAAAUCCAGUGAGUGCCCUCGUAAGCUGUGAGCGAUGUCUGCACAAAAGCAUAACUGCCCGCAAAUUAUUUCCAAUCCUCCCGUCUUCUUUUCCCUUGCGGAUUCCAUCGGCACAAUUUAUUAACAGGUGGCUUGUUAAAGAUUCUAGCCAUCGUGGUGUUUUCGGUUCACCUGAACCCAGAAGUUCUAAAAAAACCCCUCCCAAAAAUGACUUGGCUGAUAUUCUUAAAGGCUACACGCCAUCAGUUCAGUUACAGCUCGUCGAAGCCUAUAGGCGCGGUAUCCAGUCUUCGUCAGAAAAUCAGCGCAAGACAAGUAUAGUUCAGUCUAUCACUACUCUAAUACUGAGGCUGCUUAUGUUUAGCCUGGUCACUGGUGUGCUGCUUUAUUUGCUCAGGUCUUCGGAUCGUGGCCUGGGCGGAGGGUUGCCAAAAUUAUUUGAUUCAAGUGUGGCCACGUUUGCCGAAAAUGUUGAUGCGCGAUUUUCAGAUGUGCAGGGCUGCGAUGAAGUGAAGAAAGAGCUCGAAGACAUUGUUCAGUUUUUACGCAAUCCUGAAAAAUUUAACAAACUUGGAGCAAAGCUACCAAAGGGUGUUCUUCUGGUCGGUCCACCUGGUGUAGGUAAAACGCUUCUUGCUCGCGCUGUGGCUGGCGAAGCUCAGGUUCCCUUUCUCUACGUAUCUGGAAGUAGUUUUGAGGAAGUUUUCGUUGGCAUGGGUGCCUCUCGUGUUCGUCAACUGUUUGCUGCAGCCAAGGAGCACGCCCCUUGUCUAAUCUUUGUUGAUGAAAUAGACUCUGUCGGUCGUUUUCGUUCCUCAUCACCGCAUCACCCCUACGCAAAUCAGACUAUCAACCAACUGCUAGCAGAGAUGGAUGGCUUCGAACCAUCUGAAGGGAUUAUUGUUCUUGGAGCAACAAAUCAGCGCGACGACCUUGACAAGGCACUUUUGAGACCAGGACGCUUCGACUUCCAAGUCUAUGUGUCCCCACCUAGCUACGAGGGUCGAAUAGCUCUGUUUAAUCUUUAUCUAGCGAAGAUCAGAGCAGCUGAAGAUGUGGAUGUAAAUAAGCUGGCCCUGGGAACAGUAGGUUACACCGGCGCUGAUAUCCAGAAUCUCGUUAAUCAGGCUGCAAUAACAGCUGGUUUGAGGGAGGACUCUGAAGUAACGAUGGCUCACCUUUGGGACGCUCGCGACCGCCUGCUUAUGGGGCCUGCCAAACGUCGACCGCUGGAUGAAGAAAGCAACAAAGUGUCGGCAUACCACGAGGCUGGUCACGCUUUAAUGACACUAUACACGUCCGACAGCAUCCCUUUGCACAAGGUGACCAUUAUUCCUCGUGGCGAGUCGGGCGGCCACACCAGUUUUUUGCAGGACAAAGACUCGAGCUUCUGGACCCGAUCCCAGCUUAUCGCUCAAUUGGAUGUGCUCAUGGGGGGGCGUGUUGGUGAGGAGAUGGUCUUCGGCCAGGAUCGCGUAACCACUGGUGCUGGUGACGACUUUAAAAAGGCUACUUCAAUCGCAGAAAAUAUGGUUAGCCGUUUUGGCUUUUCGAAAAAACUCGGACCAAGGGUUUUUUCCGGCAGUCUCGAAGAAGGCCUCCAGCUCAGUCAAACGACUCGUGACGCCAUUGACAGCGAAGUAGACGACCUUCUCAACGCAUCGUUGACGCGUGCUCGUGAGGUGUUAACCAAGCAUCGCUCGGAACAUCAAAUGCUGGCCGAAGCACUUCUUUAUUUCGAAACUCUGAGCAGCGACCAGGUCCGCGACGUCCUGGCUGGUAAAUUGAAGGUACCAAAGGGGCCACGACCCACUCCCUCUGCCUCCACGCCCACCUCCAAGGUACCACUCAAACCAACCCCUCAGUCAAACGCCGACACAUAG